AUGUCAAAUGAUAGCUUCAUUGACAGCGGUGUGACUGGAGAAGUAGUGCACUUUAAAAAGAAAGGUGGAUUUGGUUUCAUAACUUAUGAUGAUGCCAAAGUGUUUUUCCAUAUCUCAGAAGUCUCAUACUCGUCCGUUGAAGUUGGCGACGAGGUGACAUUUGACUUGUAUAUGGGAUCGAAGGGAUACAUAGCAAAAUCUGUCCAGUUUUCAACCUGGGAUGAUGACAAUAAUGAGUCCGAGUCUGAGUCCGGGGAGGAACUUAUUCAACAAGGUGAAUACGGAGUAGUGAAUCAAUACAACGACAAACGUAGUUUUGGCUUCAUCCGAGUGAACGACACUUACAACAAAGUGUUUUUUCAUAUUUCAGAUGUUCCAGAGAAAAACAUUGAAGUCGGAGAUGAGGUGAGAUUUGAUUUGUUUGUAGGACCAAAAGGGUACUAUGCAGAAUCUAUUGAGGUUCUGAAUGAUGUGGAUAAUGAUGAGGAUAAUGAUGAUAACGAUUCCGAGUCUGAGUCCGACGAGGCACCUAUUCAUGAAGAAGUUGCUGGAGUAGUGAAGCAGUACAAUGACAAACGUCGUUUUGGCUUUAUCUGGGUGAAUGACACUUACAACAAAGUGUUUUUUCAUAUUUCAGCUGUUCCAGAGAAAUACAUUGAAGUCGGAGAUGAGGUGAGGUUUGAUUUGUUUGUGGGACCAAAAGGUUACUAUGCAGAAUCUAUUGAGGUUCUGAAUUUGGAUGGUGAAGAUUCUGACUCUGAACCUGAUGAAGCUGUGAACCAGGAGGCGCUCCUGAAUUGUAAUGCAACUGGCGUUGUGACGCGAUAUCUAAACAGACGUCGAUUCGGGUUUAUAAAGGUGAAUGAAACAUACAGCAAAGUAUUCUUUCAUGUCUCUGAAGUAUCGUUCAAGCCGGUUGCAGUUCAAGAUCAAGUGGAAUUCCAUUUGUACGUAGGGCCCAAGGGAUACUUCGCAAAAUGCAUCAAUUUUGUUAGUCCAGUUGUAGAAGACAAUGACUGGAAUGAAACGCACUUUGGUCGAACAUCAGGGUCCCAUGGCGCCAAAGAUGGCAGCAAUCCUGCAAAAGCAUCACACGACACAGAGAAGUCUCCCGGAGGAGAAACGGCGCAUGAGCAACAACGUAAAGGUGCCGAUCAGACAUCAAACCAGGACACAUCGAGAAUGUCAAGAGAAAAGGGUAACACGUUUUUCAAGUUAGCUCGUGAUCAGGGAAGCGACAAGGCCAAAUUAGAUCGCUUCAAGAGUGCUCUGGAGUGUUACAAGAAAGCUUACGCCAGUUCUCAAAAGGAUGAUGAUUUGGUUUCAGCGGCAAAGAACACCGGAACUGUUUAUUGGAAGCUAGCUAAACUGAAGAUGAAUACAUGUCCUGAUGAGCGAAAGGUGAUACAUGCGCACUUUAAAGAGGCUCUGCAGCACUUCGGCACCGCUUACACGAAAAGGAACUGCAUGGUCGAGGAAUGGGGCAAACAUCUUGAAAGAUCUAUCAAGGAAUGUCUAGAUGACAUCAGAACAUGGAUCGCACCAAGAAAUGACGAAGAUCGGAUCACUGCCCUCAAGGAGUACGUUGGUUACAUGCCUGAAUGUGACGCUAAGGUCAGCUGCUAUAUUCGCAUCGCAAAUAUGUAUUUCAGAAAAGGAAAAGAUGCUCUGCAACACCAAGCAUACAAAAGCUGCCAAGGGUACAUGGAUGAAUGUAGUACAACCCUGAAUGAAGCAAAGAAAAGAUGUACAGGUGCGGAUUCAAGCUUCAAAGUAAACGUCACUGACCUGGAGGAAGACGUCCAGUACCAAAAAGAUGUCGUCCAGAAAUGUUUAUCAAAAGCCAAAGAUGAACAGGCGCGUCGAGAACAAGAACAAAAGGAAGCUAAGGAGAAAGAGAUUGCAAAGGAACAACUGAAAGGCGUUCUAAAAAAACUGGAAAGUCUUAAAAAGUUACCCGUUGACAAAUUCGUCGAACGAGUAUACAAACAGUGGCCUCCUAAAGGGAUUGAUGAGUCGAAGAUACCCUCUGCAUCGUCAUCGUCAUCGUCGUCUUAGAAAGGUUCACAGAAGAAGCUACUGAUUCGUGCCAUUCGUUGUUAUCACCCUGAUAAGGUGGAUAAGAAUGAUCAUGGUGUAAAAUGGCAUGUUUUGUCCGGCGAGAUUACAAAAUGUCUAACUCUUCUACUAGCUGAUGUUAAUACUUGAAUAAGUGCAGAAUAUCAUCACGUGCAAGCUUCGUCAUUGAUCGUAGUAGGGCUAUGAUACUGUACUAGAAGCACUACCGUUGUACGGGUAUAUUCCCCGGGCUUUAUUUCAUCAAAGACACAGUGUUGAGGUCGCUAUUGGUUUAAGGUUUAAAAGUAAGGACCAGUAUUGGAAACGCCCCAAUUUCA
Strongylocentrotus purpuratus (purple sea urchin) is the source of this 2396-nucleotide messenger RNA. RefSeq lists its product as uncharacterized. The record is from RefSeq and is a predicted model, not a curated record. The transcript is spliced from 7 exons. Gene Ontology annotation, cellular component: nucleus. The coding region runs from base 1 to 2058 and encodes 685 amino acids. Gene Ontology annotation, biological process: regulation of gene expression. Gene Ontology annotation, molecular function: nucleic acid binding; protein binding. NCBI's taxonomy places the organism in Eukaryota, Metazoa, Echinodermata, Echinoidea, Camarodonta, Strongylocentrotidae.